GGGUUCGCAAAGCGCGAUCCCUCAGUCGGGAUGCCGGCCGCGUACCCUCUCCUCCAUUUGGUACCGUGAUGUUCAGUGAACGUGUGAAGCGUGUUUUAGAGACCAUUGGGAACCGUUCGCGGUUCUUCACCACGGUUUUCCUGGUUUCGACGUUCGCAGCAAGUGUUUGGACGGAUAACUCCACCGGUUCCGAGGGACCGAGUUUUACUGUGCCAAUAACAAAUGUGACGAUCCCAUUGGGCAGAGAAGCUGUACUCGCUUGCGUUGUUGCAAACCUUUCUGCCUUCAAGGUAGCAUGGUUACGAGUGGAUACACAAACUAUUUUAACAAUAGCUAAUCACGUGAUUACAAAGAAUCAUAGGAUUGGAGUAACGCAUACUGAGCGCAAAACAUGGCAUUUACACAUACGCGAUGUGAGCGAAUCCGAUCGAGGUGCCUACAUGUGUCAAAUAAACACCGAUCCGAUGAAGAGUCAAACCGGUUACUUGGAUGUUGUAGUUCCGCCCGAUAUUUUAGACUAUAUGACAAGUACGGAUAUGAUAGUCAGAGAAGGGAGCAACGUGACAUUACGUUGCGCUGCUAAAGGAUCUCCAACUCCAAAUAUUACAUGGAGACGAGAAGAUGGGGAAACUAUACUCCUUGGAAAUGGCGAAGAAGUGAGAAUUGUGGAAGGAUUUAUUUUCAAUAUCACUAAGAUAAAUCGAUUGCAAAUGGGUGCAUAUCUGUGCAUCGCUUCAAAUGGUAUACCACCUACAGUCAGUAAAAGAAUAAUGCUUACAGUACAGUUUAGUCCAAUGAUUUCAAUUCAAAAUCAAUUGGUCGGAGCACAAGAGGGACAAAGGAUGACUUUGGAGUGUAAUUCGGAAGCUUUCCCAAAGUCGAUCAAUUAUUGGACAAAGGAAAACAACGAAAUUAUAAAAAAUGGAGAAAAAUACAACCAAACUUUCUCAUAUAAUGAGUAUAAAGUACACAUGAAACUUACGAUAUCAUCGGUGGAAAUGUCCGAUUAUGGAACAUACAAAUGCAUAUCAAAGAAUUCUCUAGGGGAAACAGAUGGCAGUAUUAAGCUGUAUCAUAUUCCAACACCAACGACACAGCCGAGAACUACAACUACUACUCCAACCUCCACUAGUGAAGAAGUUGAAAAUAUUCAAAAUUCUCGACAAAGGCCAGAACCGAGUGUAGAACCUAGUCCACACCAAAUAACUGAUUCGUCGUUGCCUAACAUCGGUAGAACCGAUGAUAUACGGCUUCAUGGUAGGGCGAACAGCGGUAGCUAUAACGAUGGUGAAAACGCUGUAGUAACAAAAGGACGAAAAAGCAUCGACGGCGAGGUACGACCACGAAGAAUCGACAACACGGCACAAUCGAUGUCAUCCAGGGGUUCUAGUUCGAAUUUUCUGGUACAAUCUACAGCGGCCAUCUGCAUAAUCCUACUAUCUGCCCUGUCGUAGUCAUGUCAGUGUCUACCAGCGAAAAGAACGGUUAUUCGAGGAAAAUCCUUCGGGGAUCAAGAUUCGUCCUGUUCAUCGUCAUUUAUCUCAUCCGCGAAAGGGAUCAAUUAAUGGGUGUGCUUCGAUGCCGCAAAUUUAUCGACAACUAUUGCCUUUGUCGUCGUUGUGACUGAAAUCAACGAAACAGUUUUUCUUGCUGCAAACUUUGCACUAAAGUUUGCAAAUUAGGCGAUUAAUGGAAUUUCUAGUAAUACCACCGACGAGAUACUGCGCCUCGUCGGUGCUAAUACAUUUGAAUACUUGUACCAGAUAUUCGGCAAUGUGAUUACAUCUUUGCGUAUUCGCAGAAGUUCGUAGACUCUAGCUGUAACUCAACAAAUUGUACAAUUCACUUAGCAAUCUGCUCGUUACACGUAAUUCAUCUGUGAAUAAUCAUUUUAAAUUUUUCAAAAAUUUAGACUAUAAUUUAAGUUCAAUAGCUAUUUUUUCCCUAGCUAUUCUUAGUUAUUCUUUUUAGAAAUACAGAUAUUAUUCUGUGUCCAAGAUUCGUAUAUAUAUACAUAUAUAUGCAAUAAUUAGUUUAUAUUCAAUUUUCUUUUUAUUGUAAUCUGUUAUUUUAGUAAUAGAAAAUUAAUUUUAUUUGUAGAUCUCGUUUAUUUGUAACGCAUAUUAGCUUGAUUACACUCAACCUUCAUAAAUGAACGAAUUUAUAAAUAUGGAGUAUUUUAUAUGCUUUACAGCAAAAAGAAAUUGUUUUCUUUAGAAAUCAGCAGUAACCAUAACGCUAAAUCUAUUGAAUUUGCUAAUAUGAUCGAUAGAAGACAGUAUAAACAUAUUGGCUUGUUGUAAAUGUAGUUGAAUACAAACUUUUAUAUAAAAUUUAUGUACAUUAAUACUCACUUUGACGUAUUAGCAUUUGUUAAGAAAUGACAACCAAGAAACAUUAACAUUAAUAUUCAAUAAUAUUCAUAUUUUCAUUCCUCUUAUUCACUAAAGAAAUCAUAGUUACUGUCAUUGACAUUUUAUCAUUUCGAUCAAAAAGCAUCGUAGGCUUUUGAACAAUUAUAUGUACAGAAUACGACUCAUUUAUUUUAAAUUAUUUAAAACAUUAAUUAUUAUAAGAGGAUAUCGUUUGCAAUAUACUUUUAUACAGUAGAGCCGCGUUAAUUGAAUGCGAUACGGAUUCAAUGACUUGUUAGAAUCAAUGAAUCCAUAGAAAGUGUUUAGAAAUCCGAAUGAAUAAAAGAAAUUAUUAUUGAUCGAUGAUUCGUCGCUUCGAAGUGAUAAAUUGAAGUAAGUAAAAUCUUUCUAAUUGCUAUUUUCUUGAAUCGAUUAAAGGAGUAGAUAUCUGCUGUCAAAUUAACGAAUCCGUCCAGGACGUGCAAUUAUCACGGCCCUAUUGUAAAUCAGGUUUAAUAUACUGCUAGUAUGUCAUGUUCUUUUACUCAUACAUAUACUCGUAUUGAGCUUGAGCAAUAUUUAGGUAAAAUAUUUGAAAAAUAAUUAUUUCAAUAUCACCCUAUUUGAUUAGAUACUGUUUCUUAUGCUUACUAAUAUAUAUUUCCCCUUAGCCUUUAAUAUAAACAAAUGAUUUUUCUCCAAAUUAUUUGAUUAUUUAUUAAAUGAAAUAGAUUUUUAUUUCUUUUCGUAUGUUGCAUUCGAGUAAUAAUAUUCGAAAUAAUUUCUGACUUUAUUAUAUCAAUAUUAUCAACUACGUCAGAAAUACUGAUAUUUUUCACAGUGUCUCAUGCGCGUAUUAUUUAAAAAUAACUGGAAUUAAAACAAUUCCAUCACGAAUAUAUAACAAAUAUUGCGUUUGUAAAAUAAUAUUCAGCUAUAUUAUUUAUAACUUAAAUAUAUACACGAUAGAAUAUUUGAAAUUGUAACGAAUCGAGAUAUUGUACAGAUAAUUAAGAUAAUAUCUGAAAUGAAAAUAACAAAGUAAAUGAAAUGAUUCGUUGUUCAAAAAUUUUUUAUUUUUAUUUGGAAUAAAAUUUGCUCGGCUCGGACUUAUAUAUGUUUCAUAAUAUCGAAUAAUUUAUACUGUACAAUGUUGGUUCUGCGGCAACAAUCAUGUAGCUAUUGCACUUGCACUUCACGUCAACGUUUCGUGAACAUUGCAGUUUACUUUUUCAGGGUAGUCUUAAAACUAAGGCUUUCAAUUUAUUAAUUUUUAAGAGUUCUUCAAUUAUACGAAGCGAUGUCCCGAUUGGCUGAUCAAACAGAUGAUUCAACUCGAAAGUUCCACUCGAAUGCUCACUUCGUAAAAUCUAACCGGAAGUCGUUAAAUUUGAUUGACCAAUCGGGUAUACGUUAUAGCUGCUGUGUCCCUGUACAAAUUGUUCGAAUAUUUCAAAAUUCCGGUUGCUUAGCUGCUUCGCUUUCUGAAGAAGUAUGCAGAUAUUUUUGCGAUGACCGUUGUUUUUUCGAAUCAUAUGGCAUGGCCUGUCUCGAAAUGAUAUAAUGCUGGCUAAUCGACAAGAAUGUUCCAAACGAAUUUAGCUCCCGUGUUCUGUCAAUGUAAACGGUUGUGCUUAGUUGAACUCAUUAUCGGUAUAAAUGGAAACAACGCUUACAACCCUUAGUUUCAAGUCUGUCCUGAAGAAGUAAACGACAAUAUCUAUGAAACGUUGACGUGAAAUAUAAGUGCAAAGUGCAAGUGCAACAACAACGAUUGUUCCCGAAAAAUGUACAUCGUGACAUGUCACUAUCGUGAAAUCUAAAUCUUACUCUUCAGUUUAAUUUAAUGACUGAAUAUAUCUAUCAAUUCAUGAUGAAAAGAACAGAAUUAAAAUGCAAUUCAUAAAUAUGAUGCUGAAUAUUUUAUACAACGAAAAUCCAAUAAAUUAAUUUGUUUCAAGAUUUUUUAUAAAUCUCAUUUAUAGCAUAUAGAGGUUAAAGAAACGAGUAUUGCAAGAAAUAUGAUUGAAAAUGUUUUUUGAUCGUAGAUUUUGAUUUCUACUACUGUAUAGAUUACGAAAUUCAUAAAUAUGACUUUAAACGCCAAAUAACAAUUACGUAUUACACAGA
Molecule: messenger RNA, 4484 nt
Organism: Bombus terrestris (buff-tailed bumblebee)
Lineage: Eukaryota; Metazoa; Arthropoda; Insecta; Hymenoptera; Apidae
Product: neurotrimin
Exons: 10
Coding region: 69-1454 (461 amino acids)
Cellular component (GO): neuron projection
Source: RefSeq, a predicted model, not a curated record